This is a messenger RNA of Pelobates cultripes (western spadefoot toad), 287 nucleotides long. NCBI's taxonomy places the organism in Eukaryota, Metazoa, Chordata, Amphibia, Anura, Pelobatidae. The record is from the annotation of a GenBank genome assembly.
CGCACCACACAGAGUUUGACUACUGUGUAAGUAAAGCACAUUCCACCCGCUAUCAAUGUCCUGCAAGGGGGAAAAUAUGCAAAUUGUGUGGAAAACUUAACCACUUCGCCAAAGUGUGCCUUUUCAGCUGCGGGAAAAAUGUCCAUGCUGUUAAUAAAGAAGACACUGAACCAGAAGAGCAUGAUGAAAUGUUUGUAGACUCUGUGGCCCAAAGCAAUCAGAGUCCAGAGCAAGCUUUUCCAGUUUCCAAGUCAGUCCAAAACAAAUUGGAAUACGAUUCAAGGUAG